This is a messenger RNA of Mixia osmundae IAM 14324, 2318 nucleotides long. RefSeq lists its product as uncharacterized. The transcript is spliced from 3 exons. Gene Ontology annotation, molecular function: protein serine/threonine kinase activity; ATP binding. Gene Ontology annotation, cellular component: spindle pole body. The record is from RefSeq and is a predicted model, not a curated record. Gene Ontology annotation, biological process: peptidyl-serine phosphorylation; intracellular signal transduction. Bases 340 to 2247 code for a protein of 635 amino acids. Lineage: Eukaryota; Fungi; Basidiomycota; Mixiomycetes; Mixiales; Mixiaceae.
CUCGUCGAUGGCGUCGAUACAACUUACUGGCUCUACAACCAUGUGUAGGCGAUACACAGUGGAGCCGCUGCUGUGAGAAAGUCUGUUCCGUGGCCGAACACCCGCAUGUUGCGACGCGAUUGGAAAGAUCAUGAAUAAGCGUAUCACUGGCUUGCAUCUGGAGAGGAAGUGAAGACGGAAAGAGCAAUUGGCGUAGUGGUCAAGAAAGAGACAAAGGUUCGGCGAUGCAUCAGAUGCAUCAUCAUUUCCUUGGAUUUCCGGGGUUGGUCACGUGAGAGUAGGAUCUACUUUUCGUCGCGACCCAUUGCGCGGUAACGCUACAAAGUCAGUGCCGGCGUGAUGGCAGCGGGCGAGCGUGUCUUGACGCCCACAUCACCGCAGAGCAACAUGCUUGCAAGCUCCAUAAUGUCGUCCGGCGCAAAGGGCGCCGCGUCGCCUACGAAAGCCUCGAGCAAAGGCGGGAGUGACAAGGAGAACGGUGCAUUUGACAUGCGAUCGAUGCAACAAGCCAUGUCGUCCAGCAUAACAGCAGCCGGCGCCAAGGCACCAUCGUCUCCGACCAAAUCGCCCACAAAGUUGUCAGGUGACAAAGCCAAGUCGAUGCUAGCCAAGUCGACAGCUACCCCUGCGGCCGAGCCAACAAUGUCGCAACUUCUCGCUCAAGCACAGAACGGCGGACUCAAAGGGACUGGUGCAGCAGUAGCUCGUCGUCAGAUUGACACGAGCAGCUCAGCGGGCGAUUACAUGUCCUGGCGAAAGGGUCAAGGCUUCAAGCCAUGGGAGAAGCAGCUCUUGCAGUCGCCCGAAGUCAAGCGAAAGUCAGACGUCGCUCAGCUCUUCUUCUUCGACUACUACUUCGACCUCAUCAGCUAUGUCGGCGCGCGCAAAUCGCGUUGUUCGCUCUUCAAGCAAGAUGUCAUCUCGCGAAACCUGACGGGUCCCGCACUCGCUUCCGAAUGGUCAUCUUAUUGCGGUCGUGAGCGCGUACUGCUGAGAAAGCGGCGUACAAAGUUGCUCGUCGAUCAAUUCCACAUCAUCUGCCAAGUCGGUCAAGGUGGCUAUGGUGAAGUCUAUCUCGCACGUCGAAAGGACACUGGCGAGGUUGCUGCCCUCAAGAAGAUGAAGAAGAAGACCCUCGCAAAGAUGGACGAGAUCCGUCACGUCCUCACCGAACGCGACAUUCUCACGGCUACCCGUACUCCCUGGCUCGUCAAAUUGCUCUACGCUUUCCAAGACCCGGAGCAUGUCUACCUCGCGAUGGAAUACGUGCCCGGCGGUGACUUCAGAACGCUCCUCAACAAUUCCGGCGUUCUCAAAGAGGAGCAUGCUCGCUUCUAUAUUGCAGAGAUGUUCUGCUCAGUCGAUGCGCUCCACAAGUUAGGCUACAUCCAUCGCGAUCUCAAGCCCGAAAACUUCCUCAUCGACUCUACCGGUCACAUCAAGCUCACCGACUUUGGCCUUGCCGCCGGAGCGCUCAAUCCCGGCAAGAUCCAGAACCUAAAGCACCGCCUUGACGAGGUCAAACAAGAUCAAGAGCUCAUUUUCAGAAGCACGAUCGAGAUGAAGAGUAUCUACAAAUCACUUCGCAAUGCUGAUGCGCGUUAUGCCGAUUCUGUCGUUGGCUCGCCCGACUACAUGGCACCGGAGACGCUUCGUGGUCAGCCUUACACAUUCAGCGUCGAUUAUUGGUCGCUCGGUGCGAUCUUGUUCGAAUUUCUGGCCGGUUUCCCGCCCUUCAGUGGUGCUUCACCCGAGGAGACCUGGAAUAAUCUUCGCAACUGGACGCGCUACCUGCGUCGACCCCACUACGAUCGCGAAGAAGACAAAAUCUUCAACCUUAGCGACAACGGAUGGGCUGCUAUCACCGCUCUUCUGGCAGACAAGAAGUCACGAGUCAGCCGCAUGGACGAUCUCAAAUCGCUCCCCUUCUUCGCCGGCGUACCUUGGGACACUCUACGCGACAAGCCAGCUCCUUUCAUUCCUGCACUCGACUCCGAGGUCGAUGCUGGCUACUUUGACAACUUUGAGGAUCCGGCAGAUAUGGCGAAAUAUGCCGAAGUGCGCGAGAAGGCACGUAAUGUCGAUGCGGUCCAGGAGAAAGAUGAGCCCUUUGGACGUGGUGUAUUCGUUGGCUUUACGUUCAAGCCCAAGAAGCGCACUGAUGGCGAUAUUCUCGGCAUCACCAACUCGACCGUCUCGGAGGACACAUCUAUGCUCGACGACGGAGAGAUGAUCAUGAUGUUCUAGGCCACCCUUUUACGCGCUGUUUUGUAUCGUAUCUCGUGUAUCAUGUCUUCAUGCACGCACUUUCGCACACA